AUAAACGAACGCGACAUCGCCAGCUGAAAAUCGCGCCGGUGGAGUGUUCCGAUAGGAACGUUUUGAAUGUCAAUUUCCUCUGCUUUCGUACAGUUUUGUUUCUCAUAUUCGUCGAUUGACUAAUAUCACGUCGUUAUGCUGGUUUAUUAGAGAACCAAAUGGGAACUCAGGAAAGCUACCUCUUUUUUUGGUUCGUGACAUUCUGCGGCAUGUUCACGGCCUUCAUUCCUUUGGUCGUCAGAAUGGUGCUGCAGGUCAUUUCUCAGGAAUCCGAGAUGGAAUCCAACUUGAGACGUCAAGUCUGCGACUUGAGGGCAGAGCUGGGAGGAAUCAGCAUCGUGGACGAGUUUGCAAAGUAUGCCAAGAUUCAGCGCAAGAUCAACAAAAUGUCGGAGGAGCUCUCGCAUCAAGGUCAACUGAAGUCUACAUACACAUUCAAAGUCCGCUUGGCGGCCACUGCUAUUUUGUACGCUUUAAUGGCGAUCACUGUUGCCUACCUGGUCUGGAACUACAGAAGCCAGCCAAUCGUGGUGCUUCCGGAGCAAUGGCUGUCUCCUAUUGGCUCGUUGCUGUCACCGUCGGCAACUGCACCAGGUGGGAUAGGUCUGACACCAUGGCUUUUGGUCUCAAGUUCAGUUGGCAGGCUCAUAGCCAAGCACCUGUGAUCCCUCUCAAAGGACUCCCUGCCAUCAUCAUAGAAGCCAUACCUCAACUGACUUCGUAGAAGACGCUGGCACAGUACUUCAAACUAGUGAAAUAGCUUGAACUGGCAACACAAUCGAGAGCAGUGGUUCUCGCGCUUUUCUGGAUUACUGACCCCAUUUAGUACACAAGCACAAACAGUCAGCCUUUCCAUGCACGUUUUAUGCUAUAAAUCUACUAGCAGAACCUGUAGCUAAGCCCUCGCUCAUUGGUAGCCAUGGUACUCGGCUAAAGCCUACACAAAGCUGAGCAGUUCAAGCCCCAUCCUUAGUGUCCUUUAUAAAACUAAAAACUGUGCAAAGGUGGUCAAAGUAUGAGCACCAGAUACCAGACACCAACAGCUGUCAGUCUGCACAGAGUGCUGACUGACAGCUCUUUAUUAAAAUUGCGCCAAAAAACUGACCUAAAUACUUUUUUUUUUCAAAAUUACAUGUGGCUCAGCUCUCUACCAAGGUGCUAUGUCCCACAUACAGAAUGAAAAUGUAGCGAUAAUGGUGUGUUCUAGGCCAGAUCACGCACCUUCCCCUUAGGCGUCUGCUGACCACAGGCUAAAAACCCCUGCUCUGGAGACUGAUUUUUUUUUUUUUAGCUUGCAGUGAAUUUCUUCCAGAGCUUCCUCACCCUUCUGAGCGAGCAAUAUAGUAUUGUUUCUGAAUAGUCUUGCGUCUAACCAAGCUUUGCUGCAUGCAGAAAUAAAAUUUUAUGUGGUUUAUGUUUCACCUUUUUUAAGUUGUUACAAGAUAUAAAAUUCAUAUUGAAAUCAUCUUUUGUUGAAAAAAUGAGAUAUUUACAAAUCUCUGCAAUGUGAAAUUAGAGUGCAGCUCUUCAGGUAUUUUGAUUUUGUGAUAUACCAUGCUAAACAACCUGAAAAAAUAAACAUGUAUAUGUACAAAUAAAGAUCUCUGCACAUGCUG
Ixodes scapularis (black-legged tick) is the source of this 1616-nucleotide messenger RNA. Its product is annotated as guided entry of tail-anchored proteins factor 1. The record is from RefSeq and is a predicted model, not a curated record. NCBI's taxonomy places the organism in Eukaryota, Metazoa, Arthropoda, Arachnida, Ixodida, Ixodidae. The transcript is spliced from 5 exons. The coding region runs from base 159 to 665 and encodes 168 amino acids. Gene Ontology annotation, biological process: tail-anchored membrane protein insertion into ER membrane.